This is a messenger RNA of Daldinia loculata, 1542 nucleotides long. Its product is annotated as MFS general substrate transporter. Gene Ontology annotation, cellular component: plasma membrane. The transcript is spliced from 2 exons. The coding region runs from base 1 to 1542 and encodes 513 amino acids. The record is from RefSeq and is a predicted model, not a curated record. Gene Ontology annotation, molecular function: dipeptide transmembrane transporter activity; allantoate transmembrane transporter activity. NCBI's taxonomy places the organism in Eukaryota, Fungi, Ascomycota, Sordariomycetes, Xylariales, Hypoxylaceae. Gene Ontology annotation, biological process: dipeptide transport; allantoate transport; tripeptide transport.
AUGGCCGAGGACCCGGCUCAAGCCAAAUCGAGCUCAGAGGAGCAUGCGACAAAGUCUGCUUCGGUCGGCGUACAUAAAACCUUCAAGUCCGGUGCUGAUGCAGCUCUGGAACUUCUGAAGGAAACCGGCGGGGUGCAUCAGGUUGUUGAUCCUGAAGUUCAUCGAAGACUCGUUAGGCGUAUCGACUGGCAUAUCAUGCCGCUAAUUUGUAUAGUCUACUUCCUCCAGUAUAUCGAUAAGACUGCCAUCUCCUAUGCCAGCGUUACCGGUAUAACAGAAUCUAUUGGACUCAAAGGGAAUGAGUUUAACUGGGUAGCGUCCAUCUUCUUCUUCGGCCAGCUCGCCUUUGAGUUCCCGACGAUUCGUCUGAUACAACUAUUCCCUCUUGCUAAGUACACUUCAAUUAAUGUUACCCUCUGGGGUGCCACUCUGGCUUGCCUUGCAGCUUGCAAGAACUAUGCCGGGUUAUUGGUGUGCCGGUUUUUUCUCGGAGUUUUGGAAGCAGGCGUGGUGCCGGCAUGGGUGUUGUUUACCUCUCAAUGGUACACGAAGGAGGAACAGGCCUUUCGUGUGGGUAUAUGGUUCUCCAUGUGCGGAGCAGCGCAGAUGUUUGGGGGCUUUUUCGCGUAUGGCGUGGCCACACAUGUGGGAAAGGAUCCAAACGCAGCCUUAAAGGGCUGGCAAAUUAUCUUUUUAUUUCUGGGUCUAUUCACGGCAGCCGUGGGAAUUGCGUUUUGGUUCGUUAUGCCAGAUUCCCCCGCCGUUGCGGGAUUCCUUGACAAGGAGCAAAAGGGGCUUCACCUCGAACGCAUUAGGCAUAAUGAACAGGGCAUCGGGUCGCAAACUUUCAAAUGGGACCAGGUAAAAGAAGCGUUAACUGACACGAUGACUUGGCUAUACGCAUUCUGGAUUUUUGCAGCCAAUAUCCCUAACUCGAUUGCCACAUCUUUCGGGAACAUUUUGGUGAAGGGUAUGGGCUACUCCAGCGAGGAAUCUUUGUUAUUAGUAACUCCACUCGGUGCUUGGGAGGUGGUGGCAUUAAUAGGACUUACAUACGGCGCGAUGAAGAUGAGACAGAGGCUGUACUUUUGCAUUGCUGGCCACAUCCCUGCGAUAAUUGGUGCCAUUCUGAUGGCCACGACUGAACGGGUGCCUGCUUUGAUCGGCUACUAUACGAGCGGUGGUAUUCCAAUUGGGUGGACCACAAUCCUUGGGCUUCAGAGUUCGAACGUGGCAGGAUCAACGAAGAAAAUUACGGUCGCUUGUAUAGGAACGAUCGCUUAUACAGUUGGCAAUAUCAUCUCACCACAGACUUUCCAAGCUCGGGACGCACCACGCUACCUCCCGGCUAAGAUUUCAAUUUGUAUUAUCUACGUCCUUAUCACUAUUGACCUAGUAGUGAUGCGAUGGGUAUUGGAUAGACGGAAUAAGCAGCGAGAACAGGAAAAGGCGGCACUUGAUGGAACUUAUAGGCCCGAAGAGAACCACGAGUUCUUAGAUCUAACGGAUUUGCAGAAUAGGGAGUUCCGAUAUGAAGUCUAA